This is a messenger RNA of Penicillium olsonii, 1704 nucleotides long. The record is from the annotation of a GenBank genome assembly. Lineage: Eukaryota; Fungi; Ascomycota; Eurotiomycetes; Eurotiales; Aspergillaceae.
AUGAGGGACCCCUACUUUGAUCUUGGACCAUGCCGUUUUACCGUGACAACCAGCUCCCCAGAUUGUCAAGCCUGGUUUGAUCGCGGGUACAUGUGGACACAGGGCUUCAAUCAUGAUGAAGCAGCCCGUUGUUUUGAGAAAGCCAUUUCUUUCGACGAGAACUGCGCAAUGGCAUACUGGGGGCUUUGCUAUGCAAAGGGACCCAACUACAAUAAGACCUGGAUACGAUUCGAUGCUGUCGAUCUAGAGAAGACCAUCCGUGACGUGAAGCAAUUCUUGCAAAAAGCAAUGGAACUCGCCCAAAUCGUCAGUGCAUCGGAGGCAGCCUUGAUCCAUGGCUUACAGUAUCGAUUCCCACAUGAGUCCGCUGGGUGUGAUUUCGGUUCAUUGGAUCGAAGCUAUGCCGACGCCAUGUGCAAUGUCUACGAAAUGUAUCCUUCGGAUGUCGAUCUGGCUGCUCUUUGCGCGGAAGCAUUGAUGUGUAUCAGCCCUCGAGCCUUGUGGGAUAUUGGUAGUGGCAAACCCAGUGGCCCCCAUACCGAGCGAGCGCGUGAGAUCAUCGAACGUGCUAUGGGAUUGCCUGGUGGAAAAGAUCAUUCUGCAUUGUGCCACCUCUACAUCCACCUCAUGGAGAUGUCGCCAUAUCCGGAGAUUGCUCUGCCGGCUGCUAAUCGGUUGCGCUUGUUAGCCAGGGAUGCAUCUCAUCUGCAGCAUAUGCCAACGCAUAUUGACAUUGCUUGUGGUGAUUAUAGUAGGGCAAUUGAAUCAAAUCAUCAGGCUACACUUGCCGAUGACAAGUUCUUUGCUCGUGCGCAGGCAUCUCCUCUUUACAACAUGUAUCGUGCGCAUAAUAUCUAUGUGAAGAUGUAUAGUGCAGUGAUAUCUGGUCGUUUCCAGGACGCCUACUCCUCAGCCACAAGGUUACCUGAGAUCUUGACGCCAGAACUUCUGGCGACAUCUAGCCCCCCAAUAGCAGAUUGGACAGAGAGCUACCUUGGGGCAAUUGUGCACGUUCUGGUCCGCUUUGGAAAAUGGCAUGAUAUCCUCCACAAUCUACCUAUCCCCGCGGAUAGGAAAACCUACUGCUCCACGACAGCCAUGAUCUACUACGGCCGCGGUAUUGCCUUGGCAGUACUUGGUCGAGUCGAAGAAGCCAAAAUGGAGCAAAGUCAUUUCGAAGCCGCCAGGACUCUUGUCCCAAGGUCUCGUCUCAACAGCUUGCCAGCAGUGGAAGCCGAUGUGCUUCAAGUGGCAUCCGCCAUGCUCCGCGGUGAAAUCCAGUACCGAGAAGGCGAUCACGAGUGUGCGUUUCGCACUUUGCGAGAAGCCACUGCUUUGGAAGAUGGACUACCAUACGCAGACCCACCACCUUGGAUGCAGCCAACUCGUCAUGUAUUGGGCGCUUUACUUCUGGAGCAAGGAAGGAUUGAAGAAGCAGAGCUUGUCUACCGGGAAGAUCUGGGCAUGAGCAGUACCUUACCCCGACGCCUGGCAAGGUUGAAUAAUGUCUGGGGUCUACAUGGUCUUCACGAAUGUCUUGAGCGUGCAGGGAAGCAUGAAAUCGUGCAGACUAUUCGAGUUCAAAGGGACAUUGCCUUGGCUUUGGCAGAUACCAAGAUUGUCGCUUCCUGCCUUUGUCGCCUUUCGGCUGUCGAGGAUGGCGCCUUGGGAGAGAAAUCUCACUGCCGGUCGAAAUGUUGCUGA